Molecule: messenger RNA, 2872 nt
Organism: Nomascus leucogenys (northern white-cheeked gibbon)
Lineage: Eukaryota; Metazoa; Chordata; Mammalia; Primates; Hylobatidae
Gene: PPEF1
Product: protein phosphatase with EF-hand domain 1
Biological process (GO): detection of stimulus involved in sensory perception
Cellular component (GO): nucleus; cytosol
Molecular function (GO): protein binding; protein serine/threonine phosphatase activity; calcium ion binding
Source: RefSeq, a predicted model, not a curated record
UAAGACCUGUGUGAUGAUAGAUUGUGUCCUGAGCCUGCAGGCUGAAAGAGUCAACAACCAGCAAAGUGAAGAUCUAGGAGUCUGUUCCCCUUGAACCUGUGUGGACCUGAUCAAACCUGGAGGGAAAGAUAAGAGCACUUAGUGGACCAAGUGAAUUGAGUGUGAUCCGGGCUGGGAGAACACAUCCCUGGUCAGCUGUAGGAAAGCCAGAGAGCAUUUGAGAAGAGGCUGAAGCUUGAAUUUUGCAAACACACAAGACCUCUGCAUUUCCCCAGAGAGAAGGUUUUUUUCUCAUCUUCAUUUCCUUUGAAACACCUGGAGUGAGGAAAAACCUCUACACUGGCCAAGCAGAAGAAACAGAAUCUGUGACUGAAGAGGAUCAGCUAAGAGUGGUUCCUCGCAGCUUAAAGGGAGGCACUUUUCACACUCUGUCUUAAAAUCAGAAGUUGAAUUCAUGAACACAUAUGAUUUAGAUAGAAGUCAUGGGAUGCAGCAGUUCUUCAGUGAAAACCAGGAGAUCUGAGACAUCGCUGAGAGCUGCGUUGAUCAUCCAGAACUGGUACCGAGGUUACAAAGCUCGACUGAAGGCCAGACAACACUAUGCCCUCACCAUCUUCCAGUCCAUCGAAUAUGCUGAUGAGCAAAGCCAAAUGCAGUUAUCCACCUUCUUUUCCUUCAUGUUGGAAAACUACACACAUAAGGAAGAGCUAGAAUUAAGAAAUCAAUCUCUUGAAAGUGAACAGGACAUGAGGGAUAGACGGGAUUAUGUGGACUUGAUAGAUGUCCCAGACUCCUAUAAUGGUCCUCGGCUACAAUUUCCUCUCACUUGUACUGAUAUUGAUUUACUUCUUGAGGCCUUCAAGGAACAACAGAUACUUCAUGCCCAUUAUGUCUUAGAGGUGCUAUUUGAAACCAAGAAACUCCUGAAGCAAAUGCCGAAUUUCACUCACAUACAAACUUCUCCCUCCAAAGAGGUAACAAUCUGUGGUGAUUUGCAUGGGAAACUGGAUGAUCUUUUUUUGAUCUUCUACAAGAAUGGUCUCCCCUCAGAGAGGAACCCGUAUGUUUUUAAUGGUGACUUUGUAGAUCGAGGAAGGAAUUCCAUAGAGAUCCUCAUGAUCCUGUGUGUGAGUUUUCUUGUCUACCCCAAUGAUCUGCACUUGAACAGAGGGAACCAUGAAGAUUUUAUGAUGAAUCUGAGGUAUGGCUUCACGAAAGAAAUUUUGCAUAAAUAUAAGCUACAUGGAAAGAGAAUCUUACAAAUCUUGGAAGAACUCUAUGCCUGGCUCCCAAUCGGUACAAUCAUUGACGAUGAAGUCCUGGUCAUCCAUGGUGGGAUAUCAGAGACCACAGACUUGAAUUUACUCCACCGUGUAGAGAGGAACAAAAUGAAAUCUGUGCUGAUACCACCAACAGAAACAAGCAGAGACCAUGACACUGACUCGAAGCACAAUAAAGUAGGUGUGACUUUUAAUGCACAUGGAAGAAUCAAAACAAAUGGAUCUCCUAUUGAACACUUAACAAAGCGUGAAUGGGAACAGAUUAUUGAUAUUCUGUGGAGUGAUCCUAGAGGCAAAAAUGGCUGUUUUCCAAAUACGGGCCGAGGAGGGGGCUGCUAUUUUGGACCAGAUGUUACUUCCAAGAUUCUUAAUAAAUACCAGUUGAAGAUGCUCAUCAGGUCUCAUGAAUGUAAGCCCGAAGGGUAUGAAAUCUGUCAUGAUGGGAAGGUUGUGACUAUAUUUUCUGCUUCUAAUUAUUAUGAAGAAGGCAGCAAUCGAGGAGCUUACAUCAAACUAUGUUCUGGUACAACUCCUCGAUUUUUCCAGUAUCAAGUAACUAAAGCAACGUGCUUUCAGCCUCUUCGCCAAAGAGUGCAUACUAUGGAAAACAGUGCCAUCAAGAUAUUAAGAGAGAGAGUGAUUUCACGAAAAAGUGACCUUACUCGUGCUUUCCAACUUCAAGACCACAGAAAAUCAGGAAAACUUUCUGUGAGCCAGUGGGCUUUUUGCAUGGAGAACAUUUUGGGGCUGAACUUACCAUGGAGAUCCCUGAGUUCGAAUCUGGUAAACAUAGACCAAAAUGGAAACGUUGAAUACAUGUCCAGCUUCCAGAAUAUCCACAUUGAAAAACCUGUACAAGAGGCUCAUUCUACUCUAGUUGAAACUCUGUACAGAUACCGAUCUGACCUGGAAAUCAUAUUUAAUGCCAUUGACACUGAUCACUCAGGCCUGAUCUCCAUGGAAGAAUUUCGUGCCAUGUGGAAACUUUUUAGUUCUCACUACAGUGUUCUUAUUGAUGAUUCCCAAGUGAAUAAGCUUGCCAACAUAAUGGACCUGAACAAAGAUGGAAGCAUUGACUUUAAUGAGUUUUUAAAGGCUUUCUAUGUAGUGCAUAGAUAUGGGGACUUGAUGAAACCUGAUGUCAGCAACCUUGGCUAAACACAAAUGAGAGCUUCCCUCGGGCUCCCUGUAAACAGCUAGGCCCAAAUCACAAGUACAGUCCUUUCCAACACGCCUGAAAUUCAGUCAGUAGCAGAGAAAAGCAGAUCCCAAUUCAUCCCACAAACAGAUGCAUAGUAUGGGUUUUGGAAGUCCCUAGCAAGCUGUUAUUGGUAAGAUUAGGUUAAAUGUCAGUAAUAGGAUUUGGUUUCAGCAUUAGUACCUACAUAUUGCCAGCAAGAAACUGGGUUUGAACCUAGUGGUGUUCUCCUGAGUGCCAUCUAACCAGGAGGCCAGAGCGGUUUGAAACCAUCCUGAAAGGAACUCACACAGCACAAGAGAAAACUACUAAGCACGACAUCUGUGAGUGACUGAGGGAGACAGGAGGAAUACCAGGUUAUUCAUGGAAUAAAGUCUUUCCAUCUUUAAACUGU